Hermetia illucens (black soldier fly) is the source of this 2933-nucleotide messenger RNA. RefSeq names its product ribonucleoside-diphosphate reductase large subunit-like. Gene Ontology annotation, biological process: DNA replication; deoxyribonucleotide biosynthetic process. The record is from RefSeq and is a predicted model, not a curated record. NCBI's taxonomy places the organism in Eukaryota, Metazoa, Arthropoda, Insecta, Diptera, Stratiomyidae. Gene Ontology annotation, molecular function: ribonucleoside-diphosphate reductase activity, thioredoxin disulfide as acceptor; ATP binding. Bases 85 to 2547 code for a protein of 820 amino acids. Gene Ontology annotation, cellular component: ribonucleoside-diphosphate reductase complex. The transcript has 4 exons.
GCGCCAAACAUUCAGUUCGAGAGCGUCGACUGUUCGGUCUUGUGGGAGUGUAUUUUCAUUGAGUUUUCUGAAGAAAGAAUAACAAUGAGUGCCAGCAGUUGCUUCGUGAUAAAAAGCGAUGGCAACAAAGAAGUGGUUGAUGCAAAGAAAAUCGAGGAUAAAGUGAAGCAACUUUCCUUUGGUUUGAAUCAAGAUUUUAUCGAUGCUGGUUUGGUAGCUUCGAAAGUCAUCAGCGGCUUAUACGAUGGCGUUACGACAAGGGACAUGGAUAACUUGGUGGCUGAGACAGCGGCUACCAUGGCUACAACUCACUCGGAUUAUGGGAUUUUAGCAGGGCGUUUCGCUAUUUCCACCCUGCACCGUGACACUAAGGAGUCUUUUUCAGAUACUAUUCACGACCUCUAUACCACUGUAAACGAAAGAACGAAAAAACAGGCGAACAUUAUUUCUGAUUAUCACUAUAAAAUAGCAAUGGAAAAUGCAGAACGUUUAAACGGAGAAUUGAAACACGACCGCGACUUCCAUUUCACUUACUUUGGUUACAAAACUCUUGAACGUUCUUAUCUACUAAAAAUCAACGGGCGUGUGUUGGAGAGGCCACAGCAUUUGUACAUGCGGGUAGCCAUAGGAAUACAUGGUGAAGAUAUAGAUGCGGCCAUUGACACUUACCACUACUUGUCGCAAGGAUACUUCACACAUGCCUCGCCAACUCUGUUUUCGGCUGCUACCACACGCCCGCAACUGUCAUCGUGCUUCCUACUAACAAUAGUCGAAGACUCGAUUGAAGGCAUUUUCAAAACUGUUGACCAGUGUGCGAGAAUAUCAAAGUCAGCAGGUGGCGUUGGUUUAAAUGUGCAUUGCGUUCGAGCGAGAGGAACUUCCAUAGCUGGUACUGACGGAACUUCGAACGGAUUGGUGCCUAUGCUGCGUGUUUUCAACAAUUUAGCGCGAUACGUUGGACAGGGGGUGAAUAAGCGGCCUGGUGCUUUUGCUAUCUAUCUAGAACCCUGGCAUGCUGACAUUUUUGAAUUUUUGGAUCUUAAGAAAAAUACAGGAAUAGAAGAGUCCCGAGCACGAGAUUUGUUCUAUGGACUAUGGAUUCCGGACUUGUUCAUGAAGCGUGUUGAAAAUGAUGAGGAAUGGUCCCUAAUGUGCCCACAUGAAUGUCCUGGUCUGCAUGACGUUUGGGGGGAAGAAUUUGAAGAAUUGUACACAAAGUACGAAAAGGAAAGAUUGUUUAAACGCAAGGUGAGAGCACAGUCCCUCUGGUUUGCAAUAGUUGAGGCUCAAGUAGAAACAGGCACACCAUAUAUGCUCUACAAGGAUGCUUGCAAUCGAAAAAGUAAUCAGCAAAACCUUGGAACUAUUCGAUGCAGCAAUUUAUGCACGGAAAUCGUGGAGUAUUCGGCGCCAGACGAGGUAGCCGUCUGCAAUUUAGCUUCUCUCGCACUGAAUAAGUUCGUCGAUGUGAAAAAUAAGACCUACGAUUUUGAAAAGCUCAAAGAAGUUACAAAAGUAGUAACGAAGAAUUUGAAUCGUAUCAUUGACAUUAACUAUUACCCCCUUUCCGAAACGAGAAGAUCAAAUCUUCGACAUCGACCAAUAGGCAUAGGUGUCCAGGGUAUGGCAGAUGCAUUCAUUCUCAUGCGAUAUCCUUACGAAUCUUCAGAAGCAAAGCUGUUGAAUCAACAAAUCUUCGAAACUAUUUAUUACGGGGCUUUGGAAGCAAGUUGUGAAAUAGCUGAGAAACUGGGUCCUUAUGAAACGUACGAAGGAUCUCCUGUGAGUAGAGGGAUUCUGCAAUAUGAUAUGUGGAAAAAGAAACCCACAGAAUUAUGGGAUUGGGCAGCGCUGAAAGAGAAGAUCAGUAAACACGGGGUGAGAAAUUCUUUACUGUUAGCACCUAUGCCAACAGCAGCUACUGCCCAAAUUCUCGGAAAUAAUGAAUCUUUCGAACCAUACACUUCUAAUAUCUACAUGAGACGUGUGUUGUCAGGAGAGUUUCAAGUUGUUAAUCAUCACCUCCUAAAGGACCUAAUAAAUUUGAAUUUAUGGAAUGAGGAUAUGAAGAAUCUAAUAAUUGCAAACCGCGGUUCCAUUCAAAAAAUUGAGCGCAUUCCGAAAGAUAUACGUGAUUUAUACAAAACUGUUUGGGAAAUUUCAGUGCGAACCACAAUUCAAAUGGCGGCAGACCGUGGAGCUUUUAUUGAUCAAAGCCAGUCAUUCAAUAUCCAUGUGGCUGAACCUAAUUAUGGGAAGUUAACGUCCAUACAUUUCUUUGGAUGGAAAAUGGGUUUGAAAACCGGAAUGUACUAUUUGCGUACAAAACCUGCAGCGAAUGCUAUCCAAUUCACAGUAGAUAAAAGCAAACUGGCCACGGAAUCACAGGGUCCGGUUUACACCAACGGAGUGGAUAACGAGAAACCAACAAAAAUGAUAAAUGGAAAUACGAGGACUGGGGGACAGGAUGAUGAAAUUGUUAAACGCAUGGCACAAAUGACGUGUUCAUUGGCAAAUAAGGAAGAGUGCCUUAUGUGCAGCUCUUGAGUAUUAUUAAUUUAAGACAUUUGUAAUAUAAAAGGAUUUUUUGUAAAAACCGAACUAUUGUUUAAAAUGCGGAUUGUUUUCACAUUCCUGUGCUUUGUACUUAUAUAUCUGAUGCUUUAAUUUAGAAAUUUAUUUUGUAUUUUAUGUUCUAUCAUGUGUAAUGUUAUAGUUCGUUCCAUUGUAUAACUUUUAUAUACCUGAGUAAUAUUAAUAAUUUCAAAAAGUUCUUGACUUUUAUUGCAGAUGCUGUUGAAGAAGUUCGUAGAAUCGUCGAAAAAUACUGUGGGUUUAUGUUGCUUGUCUUUCGGAUGUUUUACCGUCAAAAAGUAUUAGGUGAUUUUGGCUUCAAAUGAAGUAAGCAAUUGAGAUUACAUAUACUCGUUGAU